GGCGGGCAGGAGGGGGCGCGAGCCGCGGCCGGUGGCGGCAGCGGACCUCGGGCCCUCAGCGCCCGCCUGAAGCCGGCGGCGGGCACGGGAAGGAGGCGGAGCGGCGCGGAGCUGCCCCUUGCCGGCGAGCCCGGCGCGGGGGGAGGUGUGUGGUGGAGGAAGGCGCUGGCAGCACGAAGGGGCCGAGCUGCUCCACUCCGGCGACGAGUGGAGACCUGAGGAAAGGAGGCCGGGCUGGGCCGGGAGCUGCCUGGCGCGGUGGAAGCUCGGGAAGGGAGGCGGAGGAGGGAGAGCACCUUUCCCCGGCUCGGAGAAGGGCCUCCGCAUCGGUCUCGCCCGUGGAGGAGAGCCAGGUAUCGUCGCAGCUGGAACCAUCGAAGAGGGGCCUCACCUUUGUCGAGGUGGCUGGGGGUAGCGUCACUUUUGUGGUGGGGGGCCGAGGGUGCGCGGUAGAACCCCCCCGGCGGGGCAGACAGAGGGGCUAAGAUGCAGCCGCAGCCCUCGUCCUGAGCAGAGCGGGUCGCGCCUCCCCGCGGAGGGACUGAGGGGAUCGUCGCCGCAUUCCCAGGAGCGUGAGGCAGCAAGCAGAGGCGGCGAGAGGACAGAAACCUUUAAAGGGAUGGGUCGCGGCUCAGCCGUGAGACCGUAGAGCUCAUUAUCCGUACCUCGCUUAGCUCACGGGGGCUGCUCUGACUGACAUUGCUGUAGACGCAGGCUUGCGUCUGGAUAUGUUUCCGUCUCAACCGGGCUGUUUCUUCGAUAUCGUAAAGCUGCGUGGGAAAUAAGCUUGGCUCCCGGCUGGCUCGGAGCGUGCCGCCGUCCCUCGGCGCGGGGAGAUGCCUCGGGGCUGGGAGACAGGAGCAGGCGCUUCCCCAGUGUCCGCGGAGCGGUGCCGGCUCCCGAGACAUGAAGGCUGGCGGCUGUAAUGGAGUAAGAGCGAAGACGGCUCCUCUCAUCUGCCAUUUGCCCUUCCAGACGGGAUUGUAAACGGAGAGAGUCUGGAAAGCUCUGCGAAAGAAGGAAGAAAUUCCUCUCGUCGGGGGAUUUUUUUUUUCUUCCCGCCGCCCCCCCCCCCCUUUUUUUUUUUUUUUCUCUCGUUCUGCCUUGCUCCCUGGCUUCCCCAGGUAUGACUGCCUCACUGCAGCACCUUGUGCUGGUGCUCUCGCUCUUCAGUGCCACCCUGCUCAGCACUGCGGCUGCUGCCCAGAGUGAGGAGCGUCUGUGUGCAUUUAAGGACCCAUAUCAACAGGACCAUGGAAUCAGUGAGAGCCGAAUCUCCCAGGAGAAUGGUACGAUUUUGUGCAUGAAAGGUAGUACCUGCUAUGGACUUUGGGAAAAAACACGAGAAGGGGACAUCCAUCUUGUAAAACAAGGUUGCUGGUCUCAUAUAGGAGACCCACAGGAGUGUCACUUUGAGGAGUGUAUAGUUACAACCACCCCUUCCUUGAUUCAGAAUGGAACAUAUCGCUUCUGCUGCUGUAGUACAGACUUGUGUAAUGUCAACUUCACAGAAAAUUUUCCACCUCCUGACCCUACUGAUACAACACCUUACAAUUCUUCUCAUUCUUUCCAUCGAGAUGAGACUAUAGUUAUUGCCCUUGCAUCUGUGUCUGUACUGGCUGUCCUGAUUGCUGCUCUGUUCUUUGGAUACAGAAUGCUUGCAGGAGACCGUAAACAAGGUUUGCACAGUAUGAACAUGAUGGAGGCAGCAGCAUCAGAGCCCUCAUUGGAUCUGGAUAAUCUAAAGUUGUUGGAGUUGAUUGGCCGGGGACGCUAUGGAGCAGUGUAUAAAGGUUCCCUAGAUGAACGUCCAGUUGCUGUGAAAGUGUUUUCUUUUGCUAAUCGUCAGAACUUUGUCAAUGAGAGGAACAUUUACAGGAUUCCACUAAUGGAACAUGACAACAUUGCCCAUUUCAUUGUGGGGGAUGAGAGGUUCACUGCAGAUGGCCGUAUGGAAUAUUUACUGGUGAUGGAAUAUUACCCCAAUGGUUCUUUGUGCAAAUAUUUGAGUCUCCACACAAGUGACUGGGUGAGCUCUUGUCGUUUGGCUCACUCCAUAACUAGGGGCUUGGCAUAUCUGCACACGGAGCUACCUCGAGGAGACCAUUACAAACCUGCAAUAUCCCAUCGUGACUUGAACAGCCGCAAUGUACUGGUAAAGAAUGAUGGAACAUGUGUAAUUAGUGAUUUUGGACUCUCCAUGAAGUUAACUGGAAACAGACUGGUACGCCCAGGUGAGGAAGAUAAUGCAGCCAUUAGUGAGGUUGGUACAAUUCGCUAUAUGGCCCCAGAAGUGCUUGAAGGAGCAGUGAACUUGAGGGACUGUGAAUCUGCUUUGAAACAAGUAGAUAUGUAUGCGCUAGGCCUUAUCUACUGGGAGAUAUUUAUGAGAUGUACAGACCUCUUCCCAGGGGAAUCUGUGCCAGAGUACCAGAUGGCUUUCCAGACGGAAGUUGGAAACCAUCCCACUUUUGAAGAUAUGCAAGUCUUGGUGUCUAGAGAAAAGCAGAGACCAAAAUUCCCAGAAGCAUGGAAGGAGAACAGCCUGGCUGUGAGGUCACUUAAAGAAACAAUUGAAGACUGUUGGGAUCAAGAUGCUGAAGCUCGACUAACAGCACAGUGUGCUGAGGAGAGGAUGGCAGAACUCAUGAUGAUUUGGGAGAGGAAUAAAUCAGUUAGUCCAACAGUCAACCCUAUGUCAACUGCCAUGCAAAAUGAGCGGAAUCUGUCACAUCAUAGGCGUGUAUCAAAGAUAAGGCCAUAUCCAGAUUACUCUUCCUCUUCCUACAUUGAAGAUUCAAUCCACCACACUGACAGCAUAGUGAAGAACAUUUCUUCUGAACAUUCAAUGUCCACUACACCACUGACUUCAGGGGAAAAGAACAGAAACUCCAUUAACUAUGAGCGGCAACAGGCACAAGCUCGCAUCCCUAGUCCUGAGACAAGUGUCACCAGUUUGUCCACCAAUACUACCACUACCAAUACAACUGGCCUCACUCCUAGCAUUGGCAUGACCACCAUAUCUGAAAUGCCUUAUUCGGAUGAAACAAACUUACAUACUACAAAUGUCAUGCAGCCAGGUGGGCCCACCCCUGUUUGUCUCCAGCUAACAGAGGAGGACUUAGAAACAAAUAAAUUGGAUCCAAAAGAAGUGGAUAAGAACCUGAAAGAAAGCUCUGAUGAGAAUCUGAUGGAACAUUCACUUAAGCAGUUUAGCGGGCCAGAUCCACUCAGCAGCACUAGUUCCAGCUUGCUUUAUCCGCUGAUAAAACUAGCAGUAGAGGUGACAGGACAACAGGACUUCACACAAGCUGGCAAUGGUCAAGCGUGUUUAAUUCCAGAUGUCCCAUCUACUCAGGUGUAUCCUCUACCCAAGCAACAGAACCUUCCAAAGAGGCCUACUAGCCUCCUCCUAAACACCAAAAAUUCAACAAAGGAGCCACGGUUAAAAUUUGGUGGCAAGCACAAAUCAAACUUGAAGCAAGUGGAAACAGGUGUUGCCAAGAUGAACACUAUCAAUGCUGCAGAACCUCAUGUCGUGACAGUUACUAUGAAUGGAGUGGCUGGGAGAAGCCACAGCAUAAACUCUCAUGCUGCCACAACCCAAUAUGCCAACGGCACGGUGCUGACUGGCCAGACAGCCAGUUCAGUAGCGCAGAGGGCACAGGAAAUGCUUCAGAACCAGUUCAGUGGAGAGGAUAUUCGGCUGAAUAUUAAUUCAAGUCCUGAUGAGCAUGAACCCUUGUUGAGGCGGGAGCAGCAGGUUGGCCAUGAUGAAAGUGUACUGGACCGCCUUGUUGACAGGAGAGAGCGACCACAGGAUAAUGGCCGCACAAACGCCAAUAAUAACAACAGUAAUCCGUGUCCAGUGCAAGACACCACCACAGUCACUAUCCAGAACAUAGUGAGAAAUCCUGGGCAGACCCAGACUAGAAGAGCACAGAGGCCUAAUUCGCUGGAUCUAUCAGCCACAAGUAGUUUGGAUAGCAGUAGUAUGCAGUUAGGUGACUCCUCACAGGAUGGCAAAUCGGGCUCAGGAGAAAAGAUCAAGAAACGUGUGAAAACUCCGUACUCGCUGAAGAGGUGGCGUCCUUCAACGUGGGUCAUCUCUACGGAGCCGCUGCACUGUGAGGUCAACAACAAUGGCAGCGAGCGGGCUGGCCCCUCCAAGUCCAGCACCGCCGUUUACCUUGCAGAAGGAGGCACUGCCACCACCAUGGUAUCUAAGGACACGGGAGUGAACUGCCUGUGAAAUACUUCAGAAGUCAACAAAUGACCUUUUUUUGUGUUAUUUGAACCAAACAUGCAGAAGAUAUUUUAAAAAAACCUGCUUUCUCCUCCUGUCAGCAACCCCUACCAAGGACUCGCUUUAAAUAGAUUUCAGCUAUGCAGAAAAUUUUUAGCUUAUGCUUCCAUAUUUUUUUAUUUUGUUUUAUUUUUUGAAUGGUUUUUGCACUUUUGUUUCAUAUCGCUAAAGUUAAGUCUGUCUGUUUUGACCACUGAAUAUAUAUAUGUGUAUCGAAAAUGUGGUCUCAAAAUAUUUUUUUAAAAAAAGUAACAAAAAAAAGUAUUGCUCAUAAUCAGUUUGGACCAGUUUCUUAAGGUCACUAAGAUCAUAAGCAGACUAUAAGACAGGUUUGACUGCAGUGGUGACUUGUAACCAUAGUUUGAUUUCUGUGCACAAGCUAGUCUGUAUAUUUCUAUGUUACAAAGUGUAUUCUCUUUUGAACUCCCUAUUUUUCUUGUCAUGUUGAAAUGUGCAAUAGUCUAUAGUUCACAGUAUGCAUAUUGAAAAGUGUUUCUAAAACUGCCACAUGUUCCCCUUUUUGUAAUUGUUAAUUUUUCCCUGACAGUUGAGCAGCCUUCGCAGACUGUAGCCAGCUUGAAGCAGCUGCCUAUAUCACAUUGUGCUCUGAGGUGACAAUGCAUGGGUUUUCCCCAACUUGAAAGAGCUUUUGAAAAGGAACACACACAAAAAAAUCUGAGCUCAGUACCUUUCCUUUGAUCUUUCCAAAUCAAAACAUGGUUCCUUUACCAUUGUAGAUGCCAGGGUGUGAAGUUCCUAGCAACAAAAUGUUGAACAAAUGUAAGGAAACAAUGUCAGCCACUUCUUCCAUUUUACUUUGUGCGCAGUUUCAUCCUCUCUAUUUAUGUAAAACCUUAUUUUGAUCGCUAAUGGUGUGUACACUGAAAAACACAUAUGAAUAACUACCAUAUUUAAAAGCUCUAGCGAAGAUAAGUUGUGAACUUAUUUUGUUUACACAAAGGAAAAAUCAGGAGUCUUAUUUGGCACAAAACAGUUUUGUGAUGAGUCAAUCUUUCCUGAUUUACCUUCUUACAGGCAGUCUGGGGUAGAAUCAGCCUGAUUACUUAAUCAGUUAGGUGCAUCCUAAUUGACUGUUGUUGCUGAGUUGAGUUGAAACUUGUCCUCCCCUCAGAGUUUUUAGAGACCCUCAUUCAUCAUGCUAAAAUUUAUUGCAUGCUUUUAAAAUCCAUGGUUAUGAGUUUUUGCAGGGGUGACUGGGGUUUUUCUUCACUCUCUGCUUAGACCCUUCCUUUUUUCAGUUUGCAGCACAUUGAUUUUAGGUGUCGGUGAACAAGAGUGUAAAGUCUAUUGAAGUAAACAGUAUUUUCACCAUCUCAAGUAAACCUUAUCUCUUUUUAGAAUUAUUGUUUUUACUGUCUACUGAAAGAAAACUAAUUUCCCUAUUGUUCAGGACCUCCUUCUGCCUAAGAAUUAUCCUCCAUCUGAGAAACACUCUUUCUGAUUUAAAACAUUUGAGUAAAAACUAUUUAGAUAAAAAAAUUGUCACACACAUCAGUCUUUGGUACCCAGUAAAGUUUUAUCACUUUAUCUGAAAACUGGUGAUGUUCAAAGAAAGAAAAUCUAUUCAGUCCACCUGCCAAACUCCCAUGGCAGGAUACUGUCAGUAACAAUUGCCUCCUCCAGCCCAUCUCCUUUCAGCUGGCUGAAAUAGAUGCUUCAGGCUUUCAAGCUCAUUUGUUUCCUUGAUGUUAUAUUAUUUUUUUCUCCCUGAGGUAAACUUUGCCAGUCUUCUGUAUCUGAUGAUAAAACUAGAAUAAUAUAUGCCUAGCUACGUCUGAUUCUUGCCAUUUCCCAUACUCCUUCAUUUAUGCUUGAUUGCUAUGAUUUGCUGUUCUAUUGCUUCUUAAUGUUUCUUAGAUUCUUUUAGAUAUCUCCAAGAGAUAACUCUAAAUCCACACUUUAAUGAAGUGUAGUUGUAGAAAUACAAGCCAUGAGACAUGUUUUGGGCUCCCUAUGUUCUUUAAGCACCAGUUCAAGCAGUACCUUUCAUCUCUGAGGUGUAAUUCUGUUAUCUGCCUGUAUAAAUACUCAAUUAUAUCUCCCCACUUAAAAAAUAGAGCCUUUCUCUGGUUUUACUUUUAAUCCGCUCUCCGGCUUCUCAUCUGCUGCAAUCUUAUGUCCCUGAUGUUGAAAACCUGCCAGUUGCUCAGCUGGAUUUCAAGACUUGAAUCAGAAUUUUUGGCAUUCUAUUCAUCAUUUUGGUUGUGAUUAUCUUCUCUUUUGGCCUCCUUUGAGUCUCCAUUUGAAGUACAAUAUAGUUUUGUGAUGGCUGCUGUAUCACACAUUUUGAAGAUGCUUCACUCCUUUCUCAAUGACUUUUUGCUUUGCCUUGCAUGUAUCUUCCUUCAGCAUUUCAGAAUGUGCUCUGGAAAGCGUAUUUAGGACACUCUUAUCUAACUUGAAACACUCUGGGGAGAGAACAGUUAUUUGCUCUAACUGCUGGUUCUUUCUUCUAAAACAGAUUUGCACCAGUCUUCUAGCCUUUCUUUUCAGGCCAGUCCUUUGUAAGAAAUCCAACUUUUUUGUGCUCAGUAGAAGAUGUUCUUCUGCAGUUUUCCUUAAACAUUCUUAAAGUAAACUUAACCAUUUCUUUUCCUUCAUCUAUUUCUGUUGCUUGCUGGAAGGCCUUUGGGAUGAAUUAUAAGUAGUAGAAAGUAGUAGCUUUGCAGUCUACCAUGGAUAAAUAUAAUUUAUAACAUGAUAGAAAUAUGUACUUUAUCAUAAAAUACCCUAUAGAUUAAAUAGAGAAAAACUAUUUCUUUUUAAAUGUCAGUCAAAACAAACUUUGAAGCAGGUACCAAGCUACUGUAAUUCUGCACAGCUAGAUGAGGUCAGAUCAGCAAUUUUGUUUUACUGAUACAUUCAGUAAUGUCCUCUUUUUGCUCACAAUACAUAAUCCAACCCCCAUAGAAUACUUCUCUGGAAGUUAAAUGAACUAUAUCUCAUACUAUGGGGAACCAUCCUUAGCCAAAUGAAAUACAUGUAAGAGAGCGAAUUCUACUGAUCAGACAAGUGGGUAAAUGUACUAUAAUCGGGGGAGACAAAUGUGUUUUAUUUCUUUGUGUUUGCUUCUUUUUUAAGAAAAAAGGAUAGUGAUGAAAGUUGAUAAUUUUCUAUCAAUUUCUCAUAUAUCUAUCACAGGCAAGAUAAAUAUAGCAAAAUGAAAAUAGAAUGAUAGUGUAAAUAUCUAUGAAUUGUGCCACUGUCAAAUAGGCAACAGUAGAAUAUUUGCUAUGGUAAUUUAUAAUGUGUAAUUCAAGUAAAAUGUUAGAGCAAACAUUUGUGAUGUUUGUAUAUAUAAGCCAAAAUCCAAAAUAUUCUUGGUUUUAGGCUAGCAGAAGCCAGAAGAGUUGCUUAGGUUAAUUCAUUGUCGCUUUUUCCAUUUCCUAUACUAGAGAUACUCACCAACACAAAAUGGUUUUUAGAACGUGAAUUCUAAUCAUUGAAACAGACAUGCCUCAUAGUCAGAAUUAUUUUCUUCUAAAAAUGAUAUUUACAAGUCAGAUUACCUGCAAUACUUCUCCUGAAUUUGCUUAUAAUGCUUUAUAGUUUCACGUGCUAAACAUUUAGUAUUAAAAAAGCCUUUCUCAAAACUGCAAGAUGCACUUAAAUGGCACAGCUGAAGGUAAAGGAAUUCCUAAUUUAAAAGAAAAGCAAUUGAUAUUGUCAUCAUUAGAAUAGUCUCAGAAACCAGUAACAUGUCUGGUUGUGUUUUGCUUUCUAACUACAGUUCAUUUUUGUCUGGUUUCCAUUUAGAAAAUUACCUUGUUUUCAAAGGCAACAUAGCUUCUUUUUUUUUUUUUUUUCAGUGCACUGGGGACAAAAAAAACAAUGCAAGAUGGGUGCUGGCAAGCUUCAUGAAACAAACAAAACAAACAAAACAAAUCCCACCUUAUAAAUAUGUUUAGAAAGUAUGUAUCUUCCUACCUGUCAGCUUUCUCUAAAAGCAGUCUUUGAUCCUACCUGCCUCAGAUAGGAGAACACAGGAGUUCUGUAUUUACAUGCAAGAGAUUAUUGGGCCAAUUUUAAUAAUAAUUAAUUGUUACUUUAUAUAUGUAUACAUUUUGUAUGCCGUAGUUUGUGUUCAGUGCAUUUUGCUCUAAUGAUAGUCUCUUUUUUAAAUGUUAACAAAAAAGUCAAUUAGAAUAACAUUACUAAGUAUGUUCAGACGAUAAUUUUCCUUCAUGAAGAAUAUUCAAAACAUCACAGCCAUUCUGCUUAAUGUGUUCUAUUAUAGAAGUUCCAGCCUAAUUAGGGAGAAUUGUUAAAUUCAUAUAUUUAGUCAGUACAAGAGAAAUUAAUUAUGCUGUAUAAAACUGAUGGCAGAUCCCAUUGCUGAAGUAGACUGGUUUGAAGUCAGAAAUAUAAUAACUGCCGAGUGCAGUAGCAUAUGCACGACUUGAUGUGAAACUGGAAAACUUAGAGCAGCUUAUCAAAGAGAAUUGCAAUGAGAUUGAUUAGUCUAUGGAAGCUGGAUUAUAGACUGGACAACAUAGUAUUUUCCAUAAAUUUGGAUAAUUUUUCUCCCUGAUCUUCCACUGUACAUUUUAACAGGUAAAUGUAUUAACCUUUUAUUUUACUCCUUUUUGUUCAGCUUUAAGGCUUUUCUCAGUGUUAAAAGCUACAUAUAUUGCAGUGAAGCCAAAUAUAUAUACAUUUUUAUGUAAACUCUGUAUUUAGAUUAAUAUGUACGUUGUGCAUAAAUUCCAGGAUUAAAUCUCUGAGUUAAAGCAUCAGAUGGUAGCACUGGUAGCACGUAUAAUGUUCUUUUUCAUAUGCCAUUUUUAAGUUGUCUUUAGUGCAUCACAGUAAAAUUGGGAUCAGACUGUGACACAUAAUUCAGUAGCGUUAGAUCUCCCAUAACAGACUUGUUAGGCAGAAUGAAUUUAUGACACAGAGAGAAAGAGAAAGCUGGGAAUGCACACAAGAAACUUUAUCUGAAGCUGACUAAUUUAAGGUACCUCCUCUAAAGAUCAAAAAAAUAACUCAAAAUACUUAAUACAUGAUAAUUUUCACAAAGCUUUUUUAUGUAGUAGCUAUAGUUAUGUGUGUGGUUUAAACAUAGUAUUUUAUAGUCCUUUAAAUCAAAUAACGUUUUAGGCUUCUAUAUUGAUUCUAUGAAAUACAUCCCUUUUUUGAUCCUGCUUACACAGGUUCACACAGUAGGUUCAGUUUUGAUGUGAAAUAGUAACAAAUCAGAAAUCCCAUUUUGAGGUUUCUCCUUUACAGACUGAAAUUGGUGGCAGAACUUACACUUCUGCAGAUAACAGGGUUAGGCACUCCUGCAAAUCACAGUGGGAGUUCUGCUUGGCACAAGUGUGUCUGAAGAAGUCACCAUUUGAUCGGCUUGAGCCGAAUGCCCUUGACAUCAAAGAGGAGUCUGCCGUGGGUUAUGAGCAAAGGAGGAUUGGGUUCUGCUAGCAGUGGUUUUAAAAACCUUUUAGGAGGAUUAGCCCUGGGAAAGCUACAAUGGAAUGUGGGAUGACGUGGGCAAGCACUGGCUACUGAGUCUGGAGGGGUGUUAGCUGGUGCCUCGGGUCAGUACUGGUGCAGCUGUGGUUAUUGUCAAGAAGUGUAACUGCACCAGUGGGAGUGGAAGGUUUCAAGAUAAAUCCUCAUUUAUACCAAAGCCCUUUUGUGUUGAUGUGGGCUUCAUGCAGGUCUGAGUUAGUGGCUGCUGUGGUGCAUUACUAAUAUGAAUUACUUUUUAUGGCCAUGUCUAUUUAUUUCACUGUGGUUUAAUAUACAUAUGUGCAUAAUAAGCAGGAAGUAGUGAGAGUUACGUUAACUUAUAAUGUAAUUGUCAGAUAUUUUUAAAAGCCUAUUGGUUGGCAGGUAUGUAUAUUUGCAAGUCGGUUGGUUAACUUCAAUGCAUAUGUCAUGCUGCAACAGAUGCAGUAACCGUCACAGUAAGGAGGGAUUUCUUCAAAUUUCAUGCAGGCUUCUGCAGAUACAUUACAGGAGCACACAUGCAUAUCCGGGUCGUAGCGUCUUGCCUGGUAACUACAUUAAAGCAAAGAUAAUUAGCCUUUAUAGCUUCCUAGUUUCAAGGUCUCCUAAAAGUAAAUUUUUGUAGCCCGUUACCUUUUUCUUUUUUUAAGAGAGGAAAAAUGUGAGUUUUUUCUAGAGCACUUGAUUCACUUUUUUUUUUUGUGCUUCAGAACUGUAUCAUGAAGUAUCACACUUCAAUCUUGUUUAUUCAAAAGGAAAUAAAGUAGCUAAUGUUUCUUUAGUUUGUAAAAAGUCACAAGAACAAAGAAACAGGCAAGUUCAAGUUCUAGCUGACUUUCAUUUGUCACUUUUGAAUUUCCUGAUUUGUGACUCCUCUCUCACACUGUUGAAAUGUAUUUAAAAAGGUUUGUAUGUAAUGUUUCUUGUCUGCUUUUUGUCUCUAAAGUGUGCUCUAUUCACAUUUAUAUAAGCUGGAAAACAUAUUUUACAAUCACUGUUGAUUAUUUCCCCCCCAAAUACAGUUCAAGAAGAAAGUGAACAUGAUAAAGACUGAUUUCUAGGAUUUGGUCUUUUGUAGAAGCCAAAAUGAGUUGUGAAACUGCCAUUUUCCUUAUGAAAGACUGUAAGAGCAUUACUUUCUGAGCGAGCUUUUCUGGGGAAAAGGGGGAGAAACCCUAGAAUAUGGAGAACCCUUUUGUUAAUGGGUGUUUUUGUUUUUUCUCUCGAAUGACUGAGGAAAUAUCAUGUAUGAAUUUAUAAAUAAUUGCUUUCAGUUAUUUCUUUUGCAUAAGCUUCCCAGUACCCUUGCUAUGCUGUAUAAGUUGUGUUUCAUGGAACAGUGUGAGUAUGAAGUAAAAAGCUAAUUUUUGGUUUUUAAUCAUCUGUGGAUGCCACUAUGAAAGCUGACAUUGUUUAAAGCCACUACAGAGUUUUCUAUGAAUACUUGUAAGAAUUGUUUUGUUAUAUAUAAACCUAAAUAAAGAGAUUGUAUUGAUACAGAGACAUUGGACAAGAACAUUUAAAAGGCUAUUCUUUAGGUCUAAAAGAAAAAGCUUGCUGUAAAAUGGUGCAUUAUUUCAUUUAUUAAAGAUCAUAUU
Messenger RNA from Colius striatus (speckled mousebird), 11376 nucleotides. RefSeq names its product bone morphogenetic protein receptor type 2 (gene BMPR2). Gene Ontology annotation, biological process: cellular response to growth factor stimulus; protein phosphorylation; BMP signaling pathway. NCBI's taxonomy places the organism in Eukaryota, Metazoa, Chordata, Aves, Coliiformes, Coliidae. The record is from RefSeq and is a predicted model, not a curated record. Gene Ontology annotation, molecular function: transforming growth factor beta receptor activity; ATP binding. The transcript has 13 exons. The coding region runs from base 1127 to 4252 and encodes 1041 amino acids. Gene Ontology annotation, cellular component: signaling receptor complex; plasma membrane.